Anguilla anguilla (European eel) is the source of this 4448-nucleotide messenger RNA. Its product is annotated as AT-rich interactive domain-containing protein 3A-like. Gene Ontology annotation, biological process: regulation of transcription by RNA polymerase II. The transcript is spliced from 8 exons. Gene Ontology annotation, molecular function: DNA binding. Lineage: Eukaryota; Metazoa; Chordata; Actinopteri; Anguilliformes; Anguillidae. The record is from RefSeq and is a predicted model, not a curated record. Gene Ontology annotation, cellular component: nucleus. Bases 51 to 1802 code for a protein of 583 amino acids.
AAGGAUUACUAUUGAACAAGUUACUAUCUCACCUAACCCGAGGAAAAAGCAUGGUUGAUAACACCAGUAUUGUGACUAAAUCUGCUCUGCAAACAGCUUUCUCCUCGGCGAAUGCCCUUCCUUUAUUGGUGUCUACAACCUCUGCCCACCACCAUCUCUCCGGUUCGCAGUCCCAUCCGCCCAGCAGCGGCAUGAAGUUGGAGGCGGUCAUGGAAAACCUCCAGCGACAACAGGCUGCACGUUUGGCUCUCGAGGAGAAGUUGCGGUACACACAGAAAGAUAAAGAAGUCCGAUCCAUAGUUGAGUCACAGUUCCAACAGCAAGCCAUAGCCUUCCGUCAAUAUCAGGCGGCGUUCCGAGGUUCAUUCCCAGCGGGAAUUCUUGAUCAGCGUUCGGAGACAAGCUCCGCACUUCCGCAUCAAACUGCACUCAAGUACCCUGAGCCCGCGGAUGACUCUGAUGUGGAUGACGAACUAGAACAUACUCGUGGUUUGGAAGACGAAAAUCAGCAUCUGGAGGAAGAUGAACUGGAACGUGAAAGAAUCACGAAGGAAGACUUCGCACACAGCUCACCACAAAUACGAGAAAGACACGACCCUAAAGGGGUCACCGUGAAUUUGCUUCCAAGUGACGGCCAUCCAUCGUAUACCGCGCAGAGGCAAUCUGUGUCCCCGGGAGGAGUGGCAACGCACGUACAAACACACCAGCACGAAUGGACAUACGAGGAGCAGUUUAAACAGUUGUAUGAGCUGGAUGAUGAUGAAAAGCGAAAGGAGUUUCUGGAUGAUCUCUUCAGCUUUAUGCAGAAAAGAGGGACUCCAGUGAAUCGGAUUCCUAUCAUGGCCAAGCAGGUGUUGGAUCUCUACACUCUCUACAAGCUUGUGACAGAAAAGGGCGGCUUAGUGGAGGUCAUCAAUAAGAAGAUAUGGCGUGAGAUCACCAAGGGUCUAAACCUCCCUACUUCUAUCACAAGUGCAGCUUUCACUCUCCGAACACAGUAUAUGAAGUACCUCUACCCCUACGAAUGUGAGAAACGAGCGCUGAGCUCCCCGGGCGAGCUCCAGGCGGCCAUUGACAGUAACCGGCGGGAGGGGCGACGGCAGAGUUGCGGGUCGUCCCUGUUCAGCUACUCUCCCAUUGGGACGCCCAGCAUCCUCGCCUCCCCAAAGAUCCACAUGCCUCACGCCACCAUGGUCGCUCCCAAUGGCAGCCUUGUCUCCCAGGCCUUCUCCAUUAAGAAAGAGGAGCCCAUGCUCUUAGGCAGGAGGCCCAGUCAGCUGGCCAUCCCCAUGCCAAUGGCAGGGCACCACAUGGCGGCCGCACAGGCCGCAGCGCAGGCAGCUGCCGCAGCGCAGGCGUCGGCCCUGGAGCAGCUCCGGGAGAAGCUGGAGUCCGGCGAGCCCCCGGAGAAGAAGAUGAUGCUGAUGGCCGAGGAGCAGCAGAGAAUCAUGCAGCACGCGCUCCAGCAGAACCUCUUCGCCAUGGCAACCCAGCUGCCAAUGAACAUCAAGCUCAGCAACAGAGAUGACAGACAAGACACUGCAUUGAACUUGUCUACAAACUGCAUUAGCAGCAUCAACAUGUCAAUAGAAAUAAAUGGAGUUGUCUACACAGGGGUCCUCUUUGCCCGGAAGCAAGCCAUUCCAGUCAUGCCAGGAAACAAUGGGAUCAGCCUCACCAGCUCUCAGGGAAAGACCAGCCUGGGGUUGCCAGCUCACAUCCAACCUUCCUCUUCUUCCUCGUCAUUCUGCUCCAUCUCAUCCUCAGUCCAUGGACAUACCUCCAGCAAUUCCUCCCCCUAAGCCCCAGUUUUCAUCUCAAAUCCCUAAAUCAUGAAUACACUGAGAGGUGUUGGGACAGUAAGAGUUAAAAAGACUUAAUCGUUCUGAAAGCGAAUUCUUUCCUGCUUUUUUAAACACCUUUCCUGUGAAAGAGUAAAAUGAUUAUUUACAUAGGCCUGAGGCUUCUGGGGAAUAUUUAAAAAAUGGAUACUUUCUGAACAACAGUUCUCCAAAUGAAUCGGCCUUCCUUCCCUGAUAUCCAGUCCAGAGAACCUGAAACACCUGAUAAGAAAAUGCUAAUGAUCACAAGAAAGGCACAUGGAUCUUGCUGGUCAUUAGCAGAUGAUGGGGUUCACUCCAUCUUAACCUCUGUAAAAGCCGUUUAUUUUAUUAUUUUAAAUUUUUAUUACAACUGUAAGUAUGGGUGUGUUUGAUGAAAUGUGUACCGUAUGGUUCUGAUACGUCUCUGAAUUUUGUUUUGGUACAGACAGAGGUGGGUACUCCCAGCUUAUACCAAAGACAUGAUCAAACAAAAUCAUAAAUUUACAAGCCAUGUUGGCUUGCUCAGUCUGAACACAAAGGUGUUUUCUAUUCAGCAUUAACACAAGAGUUGCACAUCAUGGAGGGCAGCUGCUUUGAAGAAGUCAUUCCAGAGAUCAGGUUAUUUACUUGCAUCGCUUUGUGUUCAUUUUGUUUCCUUGUCGAAAUCGCUGACUGGGUGAACCUGGCUUUAGCCAUUAAGACAGCAUCGUAAAAAGGACUACUGAAAAGCAUGGCAGACUGUUCUGUAUUUCAGUGUCAGCCAACAGCAAACCAGUUGUGGUAAAAAGUAUACUAAUUCCCACAGUUGUUUCCCCUGGAUUGAGUCCUUGCUGCUUGUAAUAAAUCUGAAAGGCUUUGUUUUCAACAGAAACAAGUAGGUUCUAUAACGCUUACUUUGUUAUCAACAGUAAAAUUUAAAAACAUAUCAAAGUGGAAAAAACAAAUUGUAAAUCAUAAAGAUAGCUUAUAGACAAACAAUAUAUCUUGAUCAAAAGCCGGCACUUGAACACUGUAUCAAGGUUGCAAUAAAAAAGCAAAAAACUAAAAACAAAACAAUAAAUCAAUGUGACAUAAUUGACACGCAUUACAAAAUGAUGCAACUAUCAUGUAGUGGCUUUGUACUAAACUGAAUUUAUCUUUAUGCACUUGUAUGUAAGACUUUGGAAUUUGUCAUUGUUCCUUUUUAUUUAUGACUUUAAUAUGACUAGGGUUUAGAGGUUUGUAUUUAGACUUUUUUCCUAUUAAUAUCGUUGAACACGUGGAUUUAAUUUUGCAUUUAUUUUGUAAUUAUUCUGGAGUUUAUAACUCGAAAUUAUCCACAGAGAAUUUUUUUUAAUUUAAAGAUAUUUCAACAAGCCUUCAGAUGCAGAUACCUCUCAUAUCUAGCUAGAGGUCCAAAAAAUAUUUACAUAUACCUCCUUUUUAUUUAUAUUUAUGGUUUCUAUUAUUUUGAUUGUAACACCACUUGAAAAACUUAUUUUUCAACGAAUCACUGGAUUUUUUCUUUCUUCUUAUUUUGUAUCGUUAUACCAAAGAAGGGAAUAUUCUAUGAAAGCACAUCUACCUCAUUUGUUAGAGACUGUGCCAACAAAUAUGAUAAUAAUCUUAAUUUUCUGUUUAAAUUUGUAGGUCCAGAUGUACUGUUUGCUGGAACAAUAUGUAUUAAAACAAAAACAGAGUAGUCAGACUAUGUGAGACAAGAAGCAAGCUGUUUAUGUUUCAGGUUUGUCUUGUAAGAGUGUAUUGUUGAUUAUGAAAAUGACAGAAUGUUUCUAUUUUCUGUACAAAUGAUACCAUGUCAAGGUAUUUGAAUUACAAGUUCAUAUUAAAUAGUUCAAUAGCUUUCUAUUAUGUGUACAGGAAAGAUAAUGUUAACUUACGAAAUGUAAUAUCACAAAGACCAUUUCAAUGAAACAUUUUCUGGUCUUUGUUCUUUUUUGAAGGUGGUUGUUUCUGAAACCUGUUUUGACUAAUCUAUUUAAUACAUAAAAUCUAGUUCAUAUAAAGUUAAAAUGUAGUGAGUGGGAGGCCCCAGUAAAAGGAUACCAUGGUAAAGAAAAUGGGUGGUGUCAUUUAACCACAUCUAGUCAUAUGGAAAUUACACAUUGGGAGAGGCCUAUGUGUGUCAUUUCAUCUGAAAAUCCAUUUCAGACAUCCUUUUGUGCUGCAGACCUUCAGUCAUCUAAAGACUGGACAUUCUGCGUAUUCAUUUUAUCACUGUUUGUUAGGAGCUAGAGAAACUACCAAAGGGUAGUUUAAAUAUGUUUAUAUACUGUAUGAGGACAAAAGAGGACAGACAAAUACGCACAUUUUUGAAUGUAUUGUUUUAACAGCUUUUGAUGUACAUAUCAGAAAUGUAUUAACUGUUUAUCUCAGCACAGGCACAGUCUAUGCAUACUGUGGAAAUAAGACGGUUCCCCCUCACAUCAGUGAGUGCUUGGGUAAUGUGAAAAGAGCAGAUUGGCAAUAACUGGACCGCAAGAUUUAAAAGAACAGUGUUGCUGACUGUGAAACAUGAAAUUGCAGUAAUAAUUGUAACCAAAGAUGAACAAGCCAACAAUAAAACAUAUUUGUAAAAGAAAACAUAGCACAUCAGAAAAUAAAUAUUCAUAUGUGUCAACAGUA